ACAGUGAGUAACAUUCAAGAGACCGAUGGCCCUUACGAAGUGGUAUCAAUUGUUCCUUCCCAUGAAGACAUUACAUUCAUGCCACAAACCCUAACCAUCAGUUUACCAGACGACACAGGUUUGACAGUGCCACGAUCUAUCAAUUUCAACCCUGAAAUACUGACCACUCUUUCAAAAUUAUUGGUGCAGACAACAUCAAAUUCUCAGAAUAAUCGAAGAUCUGCUAGACAAAAUGCUAAACAGCGGAGGCAUGAAGAGAACAGAUCCCGAACUGCUAGUGAAGUGUCAGAUUAUACUCCUGACAAACGCCUACUACCAAAAGUUAAGAAAAAGAAAGCCAGACCACACAGCAGUGGCCCAAGUUCAUAUGGUCCAAAGUCUUCAAUUGAUAUUCCAAGAGUUGAUCAGAGUUCCUUAGAAGGCAGUGACGGGCAAUUGACAGAGUCUAAUGAAUACCCAGAGAAAACAUCAAGAUAAUCAAUUUGCAUCUUCUGAAAGUGGAUUCGACACUGAAAAGUGCGUAGAAAAACUGCACUAGGUAGAACUAGACACAGUUUGAAAUAUACCUCAAACCAUUUUCAAUAUGCUAGAAAAUUUACAAUCCAUAGUAAGGUUUCAUGCUUAUUCCUAGUUCAGCAAGCCCAUUUUAAUGCUAUAUGUACUA
Molecule: messenger RNA, 664 nt
Organism: Corticium candelabrum
Lineage: Eukaryota; Metazoa; Porifera; Homoscleromorpha; Homosclerophorida; Plakinidae
Exons: 8
Coding region: 79-477 (132 amino acids)
Source: RefSeq, a predicted model, not a curated record